AUGAAUACUCUGAAAAGAAUGUUAGAAGAGCUAGAUAGCCAAACUGAAGAUAUAGGUAAAAAAUUAGAGGCUGAGCCUCCCCUUCCGAUUAGAAGACACGAAGAUGAAGUCUAUGAGUGGUUAGAGAAUGCGGAAAGGAUCAAAAUUAGAAUACAAACUAUCGAACAACUUGGCGAAGGGAAAUAUCUCUCACGUGCACAUCUUGCAAAGCUUGUUGAUGAAAAAAUUGGAGAAGUUAAGGAAUUGCUUCAGAAAGGUAGUUUGUAUAGUGAGAUUUCGACGAAGAAGCAGUUCAAGUACGUGAUCAUUGGUGGUGGAGUUGCAGCUGGAUAUGCAGCAAGGGAGUUUGUUAAACAAGGGCUAAAACCAGGUGAGUUAGCAAUCAUAUCAAAAGAAGCAGUGGCACCUUAUGAACGGCCAGCACUUAGUAAGGCCUAUCUGUUUCCUGAGGGAGCUGCCAGACUUCCAGGCUUCCAUGUCUGUGUUGGAAGUGGAGGAGAGAGGCUGCUUCCUGAGUGGUAUGUGACGAAAGGUAUUGAGUUAAUUCUCAGCACAGAAAUAGCUGAAGCAGAUCUUGAUAUGAAGAUCCUCACUAGUUCCACCGGAAGAACCUUCGAAUUUCAAACUUUAAUAAUUGCAACUGGCUCCAGAGUUAUAAGGUUGACAGAUUUUGGUGUACAAGGAGCUGAUGCCAAAAACAUUUUCUACUUGAGAGAAAUCAGUGAUGCUGAUGAACUUGUAGAAGCAAUUGGAGCUAAGAAAAAGGGAAAGGUAGUGAUUGUUGGAGGAGGAUACAUUGGUCUUGAAGUCGGAGCAGCUAUGAGAAUCAACCAAUUUGACGUUACUAUGGUUUAUCCGGAGCCAUGGUGCAUGUCUCGGCUUUUCACUCAAGAGAUAGCUGCUUUCUAUGAGGCUUACUAUGCUAACAAAGGAAUUAAAAUUAUCAAGGGUACAGUUGCAGUUGAGUUCGAUGCUGAUACGAAUGGAGAGGUAAAGGCAGUGAAACUCCAGGAUGGCAGGGUGCUGCAAGCUGAUAUUGUAGUUGUUGGUGUUGGGGCAAAGCCUCUCACUGAGUUAUUCAAUGGGCAAGUUGAUGAAGAGAAAGGUGGCAUCAGAACUGAUGGAAUGCUUGAAACAAAUGUCCCGGAUGUAUAUGCUGUAGGCGAUGUGGCUACUUUCCCUCUGAAAUUGUACAAUGACAUGAGAAGAAUUGAGCAUGUUGACCAUGCUAGGAAAUCAGCUGAGCAAGCUGUGAAAGCUAUCAGGGCAAGUGAAGAAGGGAAAUCCAUUGAAGUGUAUGACUACCUUCCAUACUUCUAUUCGCGUGCCUUUGAUCUUUCGUGGAAGUUUUACGGAGACAAUGUUGGUGAUCCAUUGAUGUUUGGAGACAAAAACCCAGCAUCCGGAAAACCAAAGUUUGGAACAGCAUGGAUCAAGAAUGGGAAGAUUGUGGGAGUGUUUUUAGAGGGAGGGACAGAUGAAGAAAACAAGGCUAUUGCCAUAAUGGCAAGGGUCCAGCCUCCAGCUGAGUAUUUGGAUCAACUGAAAAAGGAGGGUUAUUUCCUUGCUUGA
Prunus armeniaca (apricot) is the source of this 1572-nucleotide messenger RNA. NCBI's taxonomy places the organism in Eukaryota, Viridiplantae, Streptophyta, Magnoliopsida, Rosales, Rosaceae. The record is from the annotation of a GenBank genome assembly.